AUGUAUUUGGAUGAUAACGAAUCAAAUAAUAGAGGAUAUUUUAGUCAUCGUCCAAUCGAUGUAUAUAAUAUAUAUAAUGUAGAACAAGUGAUAGUUGUUGUUGAUGAAGAAGAAGAACAAUCAUUUCCUGAUUAUGCUGAUAUUUUUCCUUCUAAUGAGAAUGAAUCUGAUGUUAGUAAUAGUUCUGAUGAUGAGAGAAAACAUGAAAAUAUUAAUAAAUUAGUAAAAACUCUUAAACGACAAAAGAAAAAGAUAAGAAUUGAGGAAAUUCGCCAAAAGGUUUUGUCGGAAUAUACUCAAUACUCAUACUGGGCCAAUCCUACAUCGUUGAUCAUGUAUAACAUAUCGUGGAUGCUUUCCAAGGAAACUAACUCACUUUUGUGGUGUGCUAUACUUGCCCUUACCAAUCAUUAUUUAAACAAUAACAUUCAACUUGAAAAAUACAUUUUGGAACUUUCCAAAUUGAAAAAUCAUGUUCACCGCUUAAAUCAUAAGACAGACCCACAAAACAACGAAAAAGUGUUUAUCAAAGUGAUAUCGGAGUUGAAUUUGUACAUGUAUAGGCAUUGGACACUUUUUGACAGCCUAUUCUAUUCUAAAAAUAUAGCCUGCCAUUUUAAAGUUUGGACCACUGCUGGCCGGAAACGCUUGAAUGAAUUUCUCGCUGAUAUGGGCAUACCUCUGAGUCAAAGCAAGCAAAAGUUUAUGUGCAUGGAUUUUCAAUAUAGGAAGAACGCCAAAAUGUGGAUUGAAGAAUUCGCAGAAAAAUAUAGAAUCGAAGACAUAAACUUUCCAUCUUUUUCUAUUUCAUUUGGUUAUAACAAAAGUUUCGGCGCUACAGACUACACGUUGGCACUAAAUUCAAUCUUAGAAAAUUCGAAUCCUGUAAAUUCUAAUAGACCUCACUUACCUUUCCAACACACAUGUGACAGCAUGCAAACCCAAGCUAACAAUACCGAUGCUCUUGCAAUUACUAAUGAAGAAAAUAAUCUCAGUUAUUCGGAAGAAAACCUAGACUUUUUUAGCACUCUCGAUUGCCUCUCUAUUAACAAAGAUAAUUUUUCUCUCCUAUGUAAGGGCAUAGAAUUAGCCAAAUCGCAAGCUAAACUCAUAUUCGACGAAGCGCUCUCAGUAUUAGACACCCAUCAGAUGUUAACCGUAGGACCAUUUUUAUAUGCCUCAUUGCCAGAGCACUCCUCAAAAACAGCCAGAUUCAUGAAUCCCAACAUACUCAGGCGAUUAGCAAAUUUUUUAUUAUAUGCAUACCAUGCCAAAAAUAAUAGCAAAAAGAAGACGAAAAAUUUGCCUUUAGCUAUUUGCGUUCCCCAUAAAGCUCACGAAAAUUUUCCGGAAUCGUGUACUAUCAUAGGAUUACCCCCUAUUUCUAUAAUUGAAACUUCUUCUAAAAAUUUUUUAGGCAAAGCAUUCGAACAAGCAGCUGGUAAUACUAACUCAACUUUCAAUCUCACGAAUUUCGACCCGACAAUCAUAAUGAUUAAGAGUAAGGAUAAAAGCAAGUUUUUCGACGCAUUGAUAUCAAUGCUGGAUUAAAAAUCGAAUUUCAAAUAUUGUUAUAGAACACUUUUUUGAUUUAUAAAUAAAUGUGCAUGAUCUUUUUUUUAAUGAGAUCGUUCAUUUUGUCAUUUUUUUUAUAAAGUAUGA
Messenger RNA from Gordionus sp. m RMFG-2023, 1662 nucleotides. RefSeq names its product cell division control protein 45 homolog. NCBI's taxonomy places the organism in Eukaryota, Metazoa, Nematomorpha, Gordioida, Chordodea, Parachordodidae. The record is from RefSeq and is a predicted model, not a curated record. Gene Ontology annotation, molecular function: DNA replication origin binding; single-stranded DNA binding; chromatin binding. Gene Ontology annotation, biological process: DNA replication initiation; double-strand break repair via break-induced replication; mitotic DNA replication preinitiation complex assembly. The coding region runs from base 1 to 1551 and encodes 516 amino acids. Gene Ontology annotation, cellular component: DNA replication preinitiation complex. The transcript is spliced from 11 exons.